Zymoseptoria tritici IPO323 is the source of this 2916-nucleotide messenger RNA. RefSeq lists its product as uncharacterized. Bases 1 to 2916 code for a protein of 971 amino acids. Lineage: Eukaryota; Fungi; Ascomycota; Dothideomycetes; Mycosphaerellales; Mycosphaerellaceae. The transcript has 5 exons. The record is from RefSeq and is a predicted model, not a curated record.
AUGACGGAUUCCGCCGCUCUCAGCGGCCUACCCACGGAACUACUGGAGCGCAUCGCCCAGUACACUGGAGGCGACAUCAAAUACCUUCGUCUUACAUCCCGCCAUGUCGCCGCUCAGGUCCUAGGUGUCUUCAGAAAGGCGUACUUUACAGACCUCACAGUUUUUCUGGCCACGGAGUCAAGUCUACGCAAGGCAGUAGAUGUCAUCGGUCAUCAAGCCCUCGGGCCCACUGUGCGGAAGCUUGUACUUGUCGACGAUCUGCUGUCGGACUGGAAACCAUCCUGGGGGGCCCGCAGCGAGCCGGAGGAUGCUAUUCAUCGGGCUCAAUCGGAAUUGCACGGACGACGAGAGGACAUCCGCUUGCUCACUGAGCUCUUUCGCAAAUGUGGGCGAAGCAGCAGGCGAGUGUCGACUAUCCACUACCAGGGCUUUAUUGACGGCAAGCAUGGCCCGCGGCGGGAAGAGAAAGAAUUCGACUACGAUCAUCGCUCCCCUCUCAUCAACAACGAGAAAUGUUUCGUUCGUGCAAUGAAUGCCUUGGUUAACUCCGGAGCACAUUUCGAGUCGUUCACUAUGAACACGGACAUUUGCCCGGACGAACUUUACUCGGACAGCAUGAGAGGGAUCAAGGUGGUAAAGUGCGGUCAAGAUGAUUACAAGAAACUUGCGUGCACGGCGGCACUUCAUCGUUUUGACACGCUAGACCUGACAUUAGACGAUGGCUUUGGAGACGAAGAGGACGAAUCUGGGCAGAUCGAUUUCCUUUCGAGCUUUCCUCACGCCAAAGUCCGAGCUUUGAACGUCAGGCCCAGCGUAGAAGACGACUUGAACGACUACGGGGCACCAACCACCUGGAUCUCUUCCUCUGUGACCGCUGCGUUUCUGAGCCUGACUUUUCCCGCUAUGCACACUUUAACGCUCCGUUGGAUCCGAACGGACUGGGGCCCCUUACUCGCCUUUCUCAAGCGCCAGACGAAGCUGCCGACCAAGGGCAGCCUUGCGGUCAUGGGCGAGAGAGAGUACUGUCCUCUUGGUACCGGAACAGCACGAAACGCCGAGCGUUCAGCCUCGCGACAUGGGCCACGGCUUGAUGGCGACUCACGAUCAGCACAGCGUGGCACUAUGUUCCCAAAGCCUGUGAAGGAUGGCGCUCCUCAGUCGCAGGAUCCGACCCCGGGUUUCUGUUGGCAUCAGGGCGUACAAGCAGGAAUCGUUGUCCAAGAAAAUCCGGAUCGGAGUCCGAGCAAAGACAUGAUCAUUGCUCGAGGAUCUCUUCUCGACAGAGCUCGCGGCGCCGAACAGCAUGUAGCAGCAGGAAGCGAUCACGACUCGGACAUAUCCGCUGUACCAGCUGGUCGGCCGAAGCAGAACUGCCAGCCUCACAUGUCUGGGCAUAUCUCGGGUCUUAGCCACCGCAGUCGACUAAGCAUCAACUUUCCAGCGCUCUUUCCUCAACGCCAGCUCACACCGUUCUUCCGUCAUCAGCCAUUCUCAGCUUCACGACAUCAACUACGUCCACGCACCACUGCCCUCAACAACCAAGUUCCGACAUUUCAAGAAGUGACAGCAAGCGCUUUCCGCGACAUGGAAUCAUCCGCCAGCCUCACCGGCGUGCCGAUCGAAAUGCUCGAGCUCAUCGCUCAACACACGGGAAACGACAUGAAGAAGCUUCGGCUGGUCUCUCGACACAUUGCCGACGGGAUCUCGAAGGUCUACAAGCAGACAUUCUUUACAGACGUGAAAGUAUUCGUUGCAACUAAGUGGAGCAUGCAGACCGCAAUCAAGAUUAUGGACAGCGCGAAUCUUGGCCCUGCGGUUCGGCGGCUUGUGCUUGUUGACGACGGAUUUCUGGACAGGAACGCUCGUCGUCGCGGCGCGCGACGAUGCUCGGAGGAGCUCGCGCAGCGUGCGAUGCGGCUCAAAGGAGAAGACCUGAGUCUGCUCACUGAGCUCUUUCGGAAGUUCGAACGGCCUGGGAUUUCAUCGACCAUACAUCUCAAAGCAUAUGUCGAGGAUGAAGAUGGCCCAGCUCGGGGGUUCGACAAUCUCAAGUUACAACCCAACGACAUCACAUUCAUUAUGGUGAUGCGCGCAAUAGUGCUUUCUGGCGCAUCCUUCGACUCGUUCACAAUGGACAAGACGGUAAAUGCUGGGGACGACCAUGGCAGAGACAAUUUUGCUGGAAUUCGUGUGGGUGCUUGCGAACAAGACCCAUACCAGACCAUCGUGUGCAUAGCGGCAUUUCACCGCUUCAAGACCCUGGAUCUCAUUCUGCAGGCUGGUGAAGAUUGGACCGAGAUCGUCGGCGAAGACCUCAUCUCCAUCCUACCGCACUCCAAAAUCCGAUCACUCAAGAUUAGACCCGAGCUGGACACCAGUGAGAGCACUGACGACUGUGACGGCCAGCUACUCGAGGAGCUUUUGAAGUUCGACUUCCCGGCCAUGGAGUCGUUCACGCUUCGCAAGGUCGUCAUCGACUGGGAGCCUCUCGUGUCAUUCCUUGCACGACAGGAAAAGCUACGCUAUCUUGAUUUCUCCAGCAUGUCGGUCAGCCGCGUCCCCGUGGAAAUCGCCUGGUCUGAGGAUCCCACCGAAACCCUCGAAGACUACGAGGCUCUGACGGCACUGCUUGGUCUCUCCUUUACUCACCUUGAUCGCUCGUUCAAGCGGCAAAGAAAACAGAGCUCGUACCGCCGUUCGCCACUUUGCGGUGCACUCUUGCCCGCAGCCUACGAGUGCAGAGCUCGGAUCGAAGCAGCGGUAGCCCACGAUGCCGUCGCAGGCAUGGCUAAACGCAUAGCUUCACACUUUUUGUUCUUUCGGUAUCAAAACUUCUUCAACCCCCUCCUCUCCCACUUCAAUCGUGCUCAUAUCAUGUACCUCAAUUCUCUUCCCAACCGCCUCGCCCUCGAGUGA